Lichtheimia ornata is the source of this 3006-nucleotide messenger RNA. RefSeq lists its product as uncharacterized. Gene Ontology annotation, molecular function: protein binding. NCBI's taxonomy places the organism in Eukaryota, Fungi, Mucoromycota, Mucoromycetes, Mucorales, Lichtheimiaceae. The transcript has a single exon. Bases 1 to 3006 code for a protein of 1001 amino acids. The record is from RefSeq and is a predicted model, not a curated record.
AUGCACGCAUCGAGUAGUCAUGCUUCGCAGCGCCAUUCUUCAACUGCAGCUUCUUCUUUACGACCUCUGUAUCAGCACGACUGGUUAUUACCAUGUUCCUUCAACAGUGGACGCACCAUGUCAGGCAAAGCAGCGAGACGAGCAGCAGCGCUUAUGGAUGACAAUGAGAACCCAUCGAGUGUUGUGCUUACAGCAGCAUUAGAACAAUCGGCAUCAUCGACAGCGAGUACACUUAUCAAUGUCAUGUUCCAUGCGUUACGGCGAGUCAACAAUCCGAUGCUGGCAUGGGAAUGUUACAAUGAUUUGAAAGCACGUGACAUGCUUCAUUAUCUGGGACGCGAUCAGUACAAGGAUCUUCUUCGAUUAUAUCCUCACCAGCUGAAUCAUACCCAAGGUCUCAAUUAUUUCCUGGAGAUUGCGCAUGACAUGGAGACCAUCGGCUAUGCGUUGGGAAGGAAAGAGAAGCUGCUAUUGAUGCGAUUGCUUGGAAUGAAUGGCAAAUUGGAGGAGAUGGAACAAGUAUUUGAUGAUCUCAAGGAAGGCAAGAUCCUCAUUGUCGAUGGUGAUACCCAAAAGCCCUUCAACAUUGUCUUGAACAUGUAUCAACAACAUAAACAGAGUGUCGGUGCGGAGCGAGUAGCAACAAAGUCCAUGGAGGUGUAUGAUGAAAUGAUCGCUUUGGGUGUCCCUCCAUCGAAUGCAACGACACGAUUACUGGUGGAGAACAUACGCGCUUGGGGCCAAUCAUAUGAUUCCGUGGAAACAGUCUGGAACUGGUUCUGGGGAAAAUUGGGAAUGAAUGUUGGUGGCAAGACAGUGGAAUUGGAUCCUUCAUUGUAUCGAGAAAUGGUGCUUUACUUUUCCAGUGCGGGUCGUGCAGAGUAUGCAUUGGAAGUCAAUGAUAUGAUGGUCAAGAAGGGGAUGAAACGAGACGUCAAGAUGAUCACAGCCCUUAUUCACAAGGUUGGAAGAAGUGGAAACAUCGGGCGGUCACUUGAGCUAUUGGAUGAGAUGGUCAAGGACGAGAAGCUUGUUCCCAAUUUGGUGACAUUCAAUGCGUUGAUCGAUAUUCAUGCACACAAGCUUCCUGAACCUGAUUUACAAGGCGCCAGUCGAAUGUAUGAGCUCUUGCAGGAAUUUGGAUUGCAACCCGAUAUCACCACCCUCGGCCCUCUCAUUGACAUGUUCGCCAAGCAUGGUGACCUCGACAUGGUUCGCCAUCUUUAUCACGACAUGGUUUACGAGCAUCACAUCGCACCCAAUCAACACAUCCACUCAUCGCUUAUCGAAUGCUUCAUCAACAACAACGACGCUAAAUCAGCUUUGGAUGUCUUACGUGUGAUGAGAGAUAAGCGAAAGCCGGCACCCAAUGAAGAAGUCUACAACUUGCUCAUUCGAUCUUUUGUACGAAGAAACGAACCAGCCAAAGCAUUCCGUUUGAUCGAUCUCAUGAUUCAAGCGGAUAUCCAGCCUAGUGCUCAGACUUUUAUGCCUAUAUUGGGUCGACUUGCUGAUGAAGGGGAUGUUACGAGUGUGGAAAAGAUGAUCGAUUCGAUGACAGAAAUCGGCCUCCCAUGGGAUAUUGCAGCUGAAACAGCUCGUUUGGAAGCAUAUGCGAAGGCUGGUGAUAUUGAAGGUGCACAAAAGGUGUUUAAGCAUCUGAAAACGAAGCGACGACCCAACAUCCGGACAUUCAAUGCGUUAUUGUAUGGGUACACGGGGAUGAAUGAGAUGGAGCUUGUGUUGGACACGUACAAGCAAAUGAUGAAGACCUACAUCAAGAUGAAUGAAUAUACCUAUUCUCUUCUCAUUCGCUAUUUUGCACAGCGUAAGGAGAUGAAUGCUGUGGAAUCGUUAUUGGAUACAAUGCGCAACAACCAAGUGACACCCGAUGCGGCAUGUUGGACAUCAGUGAUGCAAGGUUAUUUCCAUAGCGACCGUUACAAUGAAGGUGUACGUGUAUUGGAGCGAAUGUUGGAAGAGAAUACAAGGCCCAACUUUCAUACAUUGAGCGUCUUGAUGGCUGGUAGCUCUGAAGCAGGCAAUUUGACGUUGGCUGAAAGGGUGCUUGAUCAAGGCCUUGAGCGAAUUCAACCCACCCCAUCAUCCACAUCCAGCAGCAGCAGUGACACGUCUCCAGUUUUAGCGGAUGUCAACAAACGAGCCUUGUCAACCGAAUUGUACAGCGAUGGACUUCCACUUACGAUUGAUGAUUUGCUUAAACGAAAAGCACAGCGUUCGGUACAGAUACCCCCGCCUCAUCUCUUUACACCACUCAUCGAUGCUUAUGCCGACAAUGACAACUAUACCAAAGCCAAAGCUUUAGUACGUACCAUGUUGCAGCUUGGUGUUUCGGUGAGCGAGACGGCUUACGUAUCGAUUAUGACGCUGUAUCAGAAGCAAGGUGCAUACGACGUUGUGGAAAAGUUAUGGGAACAUUGGCACCAGCGAUCAGCAGAAGCCUUGGAUAUGAGCAGUGUGGAUCCUGAUAUGAAGGAGAUUUCCCUCCCAUUGCCUGAAAUCGAAUACAAAACGACCGAGUUACUCCAUAUGCACGGUGACAGCAAUAACCGAUUUGUGCAGCUAUUGGCAGCGGCUCCUCCAACACCUUCCGCCUCUCCUUUUGCAUUAUCAGUUUACCUUGACACUCUCGCAUCUCAACAACGCAUCGAUGAUGUUCAGCGAUUAUGGACAGAGUUGACGGAGCAAUCCUAUUCAUUUGACGAGCACAAUUGGAAUCGUUACAUUGUUGCUCUGGCCGAAGCGGGUCUUGGUGAUCAAGCAUGCAAUGCUGCAGUGGAAUACCUGGGACAUGAACCAAGGAGGAUAGAGCGCCCGUGGGAUGAUUUUGAAGCAUUAGAGAAACGCAAUCAUUUACAUACACGCACCGUGCACGCAUUAGCAACAGCAUUAGACAUGGUUGUGGAUGGACACUCGACGUAUCAACUCCAAGUAGCUGUCUAUGACCAUUUGAACAUUGAUCAUACAUCCUUAGAAAAAGAUUAA